CCCCAAACCGCUACUUCGAGUUUUCUCUCUAUACCGUUUACCCAACGCAGUCCUUUCUCCCUCUCUAUUAACUCCUAUUAUUCGUGGGUUUUGAAAUUUGUCAUAUUCAAUCAUCAGGUCUUAUUGUGUUAUUUCGACUUUAUGAUAAACACCUGAGGAAAAUUUUGGUUAUAGUGCCAUCGAAGAAGCCAUUUGAGUUCAGUAAAGAUGUACAAUUUUAGAAGAUCGGCAAUAUCAUCACUUCGGAAAACAUGGCCUUUGGCUCGUUUUUCAUCAUCAUCCAAUGAGAAAUCCACAGUGGAAUAUUUGACAAAAAGGGAUGUAUUUGGAGCUAACGGAAUCUCUAUUCUGGUUAGAGGGCAAUGUACUGGAGGAUACAUGGUGAAUUUUCGCUCUCCAUAUAAACUAAUCGAGAACCAUGUAGCAAAUACCAGAACUCAUUGUUCUGCUAGGUCCUUUGCGUCAAAAGCUUCAAAGCAAUCGUCAGAAACAUCAUCUGAGCCCAAAAAAGACAUCUCUACUGUUGAGGAUCCUUUUGAUGCUCCUACAUACAAUAUCCCAGAGAAGCCGGUAACAUUUACCGAGGGGGCCUCCUACAGUAUUAUAAUUCUUGCAGGGCUUGGGGUUGCUGCUGCUGCUGCAUAUGGUGUGUUCAAGGAACUCAUAUUUGAACCAAAAGAGUAUAAAAUUUUUAACAAGGCUCUGAAAAGAAUUCAAGACGACGGUCAGGUACGAGUGAGGAUUGGAUCGCCUAUUACUGGCUAUGGUCAGGAAAGUAGAAAUCGUGCAGCCCGUCAACGUAUUCCCAACAGGGUAUAUACUGAUGAAUUUGGCAUAGAGCAUGUUGAGGUUAAUUUCUACAUCCGUGGACCUCACGGAGCCGGUAAGGUUUUUGCUGAGAUGUUCAAAGAUCAAGAGGACAAGCAGUGGAAAUUUACAUACUUGAUUGUUGAGAUCAUUUCACCUUCUAAAGCACAAUUGAUGCUGGAGUCUUACAUGCCAGCACCAGCAUCAGCGCCUGCCUAAAAGAUGUAUAUGAAGGGCUUCGUUGGCAUUAAGGUUAUUGUGUACCAACUUGACGUGGUCGUGGGUGUAGCCCAGAGUGUCUGCGUAGAACUGUUGUAAGGGAGUUCCAAGGGACGCUGGCAAAGUCUAUUUUUUUCUUUUCCAUAUGAUUUGCUAGAAAAAUGUCUGUAAUUCUUUACUUUUAAUUAAGCAUAUUGCUUAUAAAACAAGCAGUUGGUUUUACAUUUUACU
This is a messenger RNA of Pistacia vera, 1257 nucleotides long. Its product is annotated as probable mitochondrial import inner membrane translocase subunit TIM21. Lineage: Eukaryota; Viridiplantae; Streptophyta; Magnoliopsida; Sapindales; Anacardiaceae. Gene Ontology annotation, biological process: protein import into mitochondrial matrix. Gene Ontology annotation, cellular component: TIM23 mitochondrial import inner membrane translocase complex. The record is from RefSeq and is a predicted model, not a curated record. The transcript has 7 exons. The coding region runs from base 208 to 1026 and encodes 272 amino acids.